Molecule: messenger RNA, 1321 nt
Organism: Daucus carota subsp. sativus
Lineage: Eukaryota; Viridiplantae; Streptophyta; Magnoliopsida; Apiales; Apiaceae
Product: RHOMBOID-like protein 10, chloroplastic
Exons: 9
Coding region: 35-1036 (333 amino acids)
Cellular component (GO): chloroplast membrane
Molecular function (GO): serine-type endopeptidase activity
Source: RefSeq, a predicted model, not a curated record
AUAACAAACUAAUAAAAUAAUGGCAAUGAGAUAAAUGAGAAUGGCGGGUUUUGCCUCAAUUCCAAACGACCCCACAUCAUCAUCGCCGUUGAGAUUCAAUAGAGUGGGUCCCACUCCUCUCCACCUCAUCACCACCUCCGCCGGUCUCCGCCUCGGCGAUGUUCUCCGGCGGCGAUUCACCGCCGACGCUACUCAUCUAGGCCUGGUUCUCAACUCAUCUAUUGAGGAAGUUUUGCAUAGAAGAAUCCACCACUUCGAUGGGUAUAUAUUUCUUCAACGGUCAUACGAUGCUUGGGCAGCCAAAUGGUCAUCUACCUUACUAUUUUUUGGUGGAGAGGGGAGUAAAAACAACUAUUUACGUGGUAGAAAUUCACAAAUGAAUUCAUCCAGAAAAGACGCAUUUAGUAGAAGAGGACUAACCACUGUGCUCAUUGCAGUUAAUGUCGUGGUUUACCUUGCACAGAUGGCAACACAAGGGAAGCUAAUGCUCUGGGGUGCAAAGAUUAAUAGUCUAAUAGACAGAGGACAACUAUGGAGACUUGUGUCAUCUUCAUUUUUGCAUGCAAAUAUUGGACAUCUCCUGAUCAACUGUUAUUCAUUGAACUCUAUUGGUCCUACUGUGGAGAAAUAUAGUGGUCCUGGAAGAUAUAUGGCAAUUUAUUUCAUCUCUGCAGUUGCAGCUUCAACAAUGAGUUAUUGGUUCUGUAAAGCACCAGCAGUUGGUGCAUCUGGAGCAAUAUUUGGAUUAGUGGGAUCUUAUGCUAUGUUUAUAUUCCGGCAUAGGUACCUAAGUAAUGAAAGUGGUGAAGGUUUGCAGCACGUUGCAAGGAUCAUUAUGUUAAAUGCGGUUAUUGGGCUCAUGUCAAAGGGAAUCGACAAUUGGGGACAUUUCGGAGGCUUCAUAGGUGGAGUUGGAGCAUCAUGGCUUCUUGGUCCGGCAUGGGAGUACAAAAUGCUUACCAAUGAUAAGAGACGAGCUUUUGUCGACAAGGCACCGAUUUUUUCCCUUAUCAAGCCUAAGAGGAGGCCUUCAUAGAUAAAUGUCUGUGUAGAGUACUCUCAUCUCCCACAGACACGCGCGCGUCAUAAACUGUACAAACCCGGAAGGUGAAAUCUGCAUGUUUCUUAACUGAUCACCAGUGAUUUUCUUGUCGCAACUCCAGGAAAAAUUUCGCCAAUCCAAUAGGAAUUACUUGUAACUGAUUGUAAACUUGCGUCAAGGAAUACCCAAAAUCAGUAUGACAUAUAUUGUAUAUGCUUCUUUUGCUUAAUAUUUUUUUAGUGUUUGUUAUGUAAAUUUCACUUUUUAUGCCAAGUUAAA